UGUCAACCGCUGUGGAUCUAUCUGCAACAAUCCUUUUCAAAAAGGACAGAGAGAAAGAGAGAGAGAGUGGAAAUGGAGCCAACUGAAGCUACUUAUGAGUAUUAUGACUACGAGGAGACGGAGAACUCCACCAUGUGUGACUAUUCUGAGUGGACGCCGUCAUACUCUGUCAUCCCUGUGCUGUACAUGCUCAUCUUCAUCCUUGGUCUCUCUGGAAACGGGGUGGUCAUCUUCACCGUGUGGAGAGCCCAGGGGAAGCGGCGAGCAGCUGACGUCUACAUUGGCAACCUGGCCCUGGCUGACCUCACCUUUGUGGUCACUCUGCCUCUGUGGGCUGUUUACACAGCCAUGGGCUACCACUGGCCCUUUGGAGUGGCUCUGUGUAAGAUCAGCAGCUACGUGGUCCUGCUCAACAUGUACGCCAGCGUCUUCUGCCUCACCUGCAUGAGCUUCGACCGCUACCUGGCCAUUGUCCACUCAUUGUCCAGCACCCAGCUGCGCACUCGUGGCCACAUGCGGGGCUCCCUGACAGCCAUCUGGCUGCUGUCCGGUCUCCUGGCUGCCCCGACUCUGGUCUUCCGCACCACCAAGUACGAUCUGACCAGCAACCGCACAUCCUGCGCCAUGGACUUCAGCCUGGUGGUGACAAGCAAGCAGCAAGAGAACCUGUGGAUCGCUGGCCUCAGCAUGUCCUCUUCAGCUCUGGGCUUUCUUCUGCCUUUUUUGGCAAUGAUGGUGUGCUACGGCUUCAUCGGCUGCACUGUCACCCGCCACUUCAACACUCUGCGCAAAGAGGACCAGCGUAAGAGGAGGCUGCUGAAGAUCAUCACCACGCUGGUAGUCGUGUUCGCCGCCUGCUGGAUGCCCUUCCACGUGGUGAAGAGUGCUGACGCCCUCUCAUACCUGGACCUGUUUCCAGACACCUGUGCCUUCCUGCGCUUCCUGCUGCUGGCUCACCCGUACGCCACCUGCCUGGCCUACAUCAACAGCUGCCUCAACCCCUUUCUUUACGCCUUCUUCGACCUGCGCUUCAGAUCCCAGUGCCUGUGCCUACUCAACCUGAAGAAGUCCUUGCAUGCAAGCCCUGCCAGCUCCCUGUCCUCUCAGAAGACAGAGGCACAGUCUCUGGCCACCAAGGUGUGACAUCAGCUGAGGGCCCAGAGGCAUGCUGGGGAAGAGGAGAGGUGAACAAUGCACAGCAAUGCAGGUAAAUCAGAACUUUACAGUGCUGGGUGCUUCCUCACAGAUCGUCUGUGGUCAGUUUCAGGGUGUCACCUUUGCUCCCCACUGACUCUGGACUACUGUAGGCAUUUGUCUGCAGAUGACGCUCAGGCUUGUGGAUGUUGGGUCUGACCUCACUCCAUUUCCAGCCUCACUGUCCGUAGCAGGGAAGCGACACUGAACUAUAAUACAAGGGGACCAAGCAUAAAAAGUGGAAUGUAUUUUAAAAGGACAACACACUCAUGUGUUUCUCUUGGUUCUCCUGUGGACUUAAUGCAAAAUAUUGAGCUUUGUCUUCAAGUCCCGGUUAAGUGUGUUACUCAUGCAUUUGCCCCCACUGUUCUUGUUUUCAUUCAAGCACUUGAGGUGUGAUAUCUACCAGACUACCCCGCUCUCCAGUUCAAUCUGUAGUAUCUGCACCACAGCCAGCAGUGUCAAACGUCUGUGUGUGUGUGUGCGUUUGUGUGAAGGAAGGGUGCGCCAGCUGAUGAGAGGUGUUAAAGUCUGAUAAGAGCGUUGUAAGGGAAGAUGAAGAGAUUGUGUGUGUUGGGAGGGGUGGGGGUGGGUGGGUGGGGGGUCUGGGAGGAAGUCCCAGACAGACAGACAGAUGGCAGCUGACAAAUGUUUUCAGGCUGGUGGAGGGCCCAAUUAAAAGGUGACUGCUUUGACAGUCUGCUGGUGUGUGUGUGUGUGUGUGUGUGUGUGUGUGUGUGUGUGUGUGUGUGUGUGUGUGUGUGUGUGUGUGUGUGUGUGUGUGUGUGUGU
This is a messenger RNA of Seriola aureovittata, 1985 nucleotides long. RefSeq names its product apelin receptor B-like. Bases 73 to 1143 code for a protein of 356 amino acids. Gene Ontology annotation, cellular component: membrane. Gene Ontology annotation, molecular function: G protein-coupled receptor activity. Lineage: Eukaryota; Metazoa; Chordata; Actinopteri; Carangiformes; Carangidae. The record is from RefSeq and is a predicted model, not a curated record. Gene Ontology annotation, biological process: G protein-coupled receptor signaling pathway; immune response. The transcript has a single exon.